GUUAUGGCGUGUGAAUAAAAUCGCUGUUUGCUUAUUUGCAGUCGAAAUAAAGCUGAUUUUAACGAAUAUCGUUGCUUUCAGCCGAUGCUGGGUCAGGUUUACGGACCCGGCGUCUGAGAUGACUUUCGCAGUGCUUUGGGAUGCGCAGUGCGCUUUGCUGCCGCUGCUGACUGGGACUGCUGCAGUGUAAACAAGACUGUCCGAGGCUGCAGCGCUGCUGUCUGUAGAAGAAAAGAUACUCAUACAGUCCCAGUGAUAGCUGACUUUUCAGCUCAAAACAGUAGGGCUGCAAUUUCAUCAUCAUUGUUUUUUUGUUUAUUUUUUUCUACAAUGCGCAACGAUUUUAGUGAAUUGUCUCCAGCGGAAUAGAACAACACAAACCGGAGCUCUUUAAGGAUUUUCUUUAUUUGAAUUAAACUGGACAUCUGUCACUCAGAACAUCUGCUACUUCUGGGCAGACAUAAAAGGUUUCUCUUGUCGCCAGAUUAAUCAGAUGGACUUUACUGCUGAGGAACUAUCAACUCCUUCAACCACAAAAUGACUGACAACCAGGAAACCCAAGAUGCUGAGGACACGACUCCGUCCGGGAGCGCGACCUUGCCGCUCCGUCCGCCGUGCGAGCGCCUCUCGUGCCACAAGAGCAGCGUGUGCUCCCGCUCGUACUUUGUGGUAGUGAUGGUGUUUUUUCAUGUUUACAUCAUUAACGUGAUAGCGCUGCUUUUCUACGUGCACUACAACAGCGGACAGGAAGACGCGAGCCGGAGUCGUGAUACUCCCAGCCGUGACCACCAGCGCCCCGAGUCGCGACGUCCGCCAUCGAAAGAUGAGUUUCUGCGUGAUAUUUUCUUGCCACGAAUAGAGGGGAUAAGGGUGGGACAUGCCCAGAAGGUGUCACUCAUGCCAGGCAAAGUGCAUGAGAUGCGUACUUUGAGCCUGAAACCUCUUCUUUUUGAGAUCCCUGGGUUUCUGUCUGAGGAUGAGUGUCGUGUGGUAAUGCAGCUUGCUCAGCUGAAGGGUCUAAUGGAGAGCCAGCUAAUGGUACAAGAUGGUCAGGAGGAGUUGGCCAGGGAGCUCAAUCUCAGCCCAGAGGAGAUCUUUAACCUUCUUGAUAUCAACCAGGAUGGACAACUGCAGCUGCAUGAGAUACUGACUCAUUCUCGAGUGAGGGACGGCAUCUGGCUCACACCAGAGAAUCUGCGAGAAAUUUAUGCUGGACUCAAAGCUGACAAGGAUGGCAAUGGUUUGCUGAGUCUAGAAGAGUUCAGGCUUCUGAGCAACGAUGCUUUCCAGCGCUUCCUGUUGCAGCGCGGAGUGAAAAGGAGUCAGCUGGUGAGGAACAGCAGACACACCUGGUUGUACCAGGGCAAAGGAGCACACCAGGUCCUCCAAGACAUUAAAGAGAGGGUGAUUCGCCUCACUCGGCUUCCAACCAAAUUAGUGGACCUUAGUGAACCAUUACAGGUGGUUCGCUAUGAGGAGGGGGGACACUACCACGCCCACCACGACAGCGGCCCUGUCUACCCUGAAACAGCCUGCACGCACACGCGCCUUGCAGCCAAUGCUUCUACUCCUUUUGAAACAUCUUGCCGGUACAUCACAGUUCUCUUCUACCUGAAUUCUGUUGAUGGGGGCGGGGAGACCGCAUUCCCAGUGGCAGACAACAGGACCUAUGAUGAAGUGUCUCUCAUACAGAAUGACGUGGAUCUUUUGGACACCAGAAGAAACUGUGACAAAAGUAACCUGAGGGUGAAGCCUACAAAAGGGACUGCUGUGUUCUGGUACAAUUACCUCUCUGAUGGAAAAGGUUGGGUGGGGGAGCAGGACGAAUACGCUCUGCAUGGAGGUUGUGUGGUCACCCAUGGCACUAAGUGGGUUGCCAAUAAAUGGAUCAACAUUGAUCCGGAUUACCAGCGGCAGGCUCGCUACCAGCAGUUGGUAUCACAACAGUCAGAGGAGGAGGAGGAGGAAGAUGAUGAAGGUCUGACUAUGAACACAGAAAUACAGGGUCCCAGGAUCCAUCAAGACUUGUAGCUCAUCUACCAAAUAAUACAAGUAAAAAUCCUAGCCUUCCUCAGUCCUGUGCACAAUGUUUUUGGUAACACCCUUUUGUGGCCAGUGCGUAGAGACAAGAUUUAUUCAGGGAAAGUGGUCACAGUGGGUUUAUGCAACAGUAAAGAGAUGUUUUUUGUUAUAUAUUUUGCUUGAAUAUUGCUAUCCUGUUAUUUAUUUUUAUUUUUUUAUCUACCAAAACUGUGUGUUAGGAGUGUUGCACUAGAAACUCAGUUGCAAUUUGAAAAAGCUUUCCUUUGCAUGCAUUACCUUCAAAAACUGAAAUGGCAACUGUAAACCUUUCAGUGUCCUACCUUGUUAUUGCUGCCACUACCAAAAAAAAGGCUCACACACUGUCAGUGUGAUGCAUGUUGCCUUGGUUUUCCCCCCUUGAAUUCAUCAGUACCUUUUCCAUGUGGAAUGCACAACACGUUAAAAUGCACAAGAUAUCGCUCAGAUUCCACUUUAUUUAUUACGUAUUUCUUUUGAAUGCACUGUCUCACUCUCCUACAUUGAAUAAAAUUCAAGUAAGCUCUC
Molecule: messenger RNA, 2586 nt
Organism: Archocentrus centrarchus (flier cichlid)
Lineage: Eukaryota; Metazoa; Chordata; Actinopteri; Cichliformes; Cichlidae
Gene: p4htmb
Product: prolyl 4-hydroxylase, transmembrane b
Exons: 9
Coding region: 538-2031 (497 amino acids)
Biological process (GO): peptidyl-proline hydroxylation to 4-hydroxy-L-proline
Cellular component (GO): endoplasmic reticulum
Molecular function (GO): L-ascorbic acid binding; iron ion binding; calcium ion binding
Source: RefSeq, a predicted model, not a curated record